This is a messenger RNA of Patiria miniata (bat star), 5094 nucleotides long. It is a transcript of the gene sympk, whose product is annotated as symplekin-like. Lineage: Eukaryota; Metazoa; Echinodermata; Asteroidea; Valvatida; Asterinidae. The record is from RefSeq and is a predicted model, not a curated record. Gene Ontology annotation, cellular component: mRNA cleavage and polyadenylation specificity factor complex.
GCUGGGACGGUGCAACAACUGCACGCAAAGCUCCUGAAUUUUUGAAGUGGAAUCUCUAGAUAAUUCACCAUGGAUUCGGAGAGUAGUCGACGGUCCAUUGCCUCGCAGUACUUUAUGGAUGAGGAUUCCACAACGGCCGAUAUGGCAGAAGGAAUCAACACGUCAGAUCGGGUGAUCGACUUAAUCAACCAGACACAUCUGCUGACCAAGGAUUCCCAGAAAAUCGCCAACCUCAAGCACGUGCAGGAGCUGAUUGUGCACAAGGAUCCAACGCUACUGGACAAUUUCCUUGAUGAAGUUCUUCAGUUUCAGCACGACAAAUCGGCAGAUGUCAGAAAGUUUGUGGUUGGCUUUAUUGAAGAGGCAUGCAAGAAGGACAAUGAUAUGUUAUGCAGCGUGAUUCCGCAUCUGAACCUGAUGCUAAGUGAUGCAGCACAGCAUGUGGCGGUCAUUAAGAAGGUCAUCCUGUGCAGCAUGCAGCUGUACAGAGUUGCUCUCAAGUGGUUGGUCAACGCCAGGACGUUUGGUGAAGAGAUGGAAGCAGUCUGGGACCAGAUACAAGAAAUCAAACGCAAGGUGUUUAUCAUGCUGGACUCGGAAAAUGACGGCAUCCGUACUCACUCCACCAAGUACAUGGAAUCCCUCAUCCUGGUGGAGUCUGCCAGAAUCCAAGGAUCCGAGAUCCCCAAGAAACCAGAAGCAGAUAUGUCCCUGGAUCAGAUUCCAGAGGAGCAUGGGCUUUUGAAACGUGAUGAACUGGAGAAAGAUGGUCUGCAUGGCUUUGAGCUGUUGCUAGAUCUGCUUGCCUCUCCUAGCAUUACUAGUGUGAACCUGAUGGCAUGUAUGGGCUCCCUUACCACCAUUGCCAAGCAGCGCCCACAGUUCAUGCCCAGGGUCAUCCAAGCUUUCGAAACUCUCCACGUCAACCUACCACCAACACUGGCUAAGUCACAAGUGAGCAGUGUCCGCAAACACCUGAAGAUGCAGCUACUGAACUUGUUGAAACAUCCGUCGUCAGUCAGUCUUCAUUCCAACAUCACCACAUUGCUGACAGACUUGGGAGCAUCAGAAGCGGAGAUUGCAAAGAACACGCCCAAAGUACGUGAGAGCUUCAAGCGUCCCAGACCAGCAGAUGAUGAAGGGUCAUCUAGCAGCAAGAAGCCAAAGACGACAACAGUGAAAACAAUCCAGCAGGUGAUGGAUGAAGAUGAGAUGGGUCGGGAAACCCCCAUCCACCCCUCCCUCCUCCCCUCCAUGCCAAGCACCAGCAAAGCCGGUGUGCAGCCGCCGGCCAAGGUCUCUGUUGUGGAUUUGUUGGCAGAGGAGCUGACACCUUUGCUACAGAAUGUGGAGAACGUGGCAAACCUUGUGCUCAUCAGUAUGGUGACGUUGCCAGAUAGCAUGCCCCCACAGUUCCAGUCCACCUACACCCCCAUUGCGGCGGCAGGAACCGACAGCCAGAUCGGCCACUUGGCCCGCAUGAUGAGCAGUCAGUUUGCGGCAGCAGGCAUCAAACCACAGAAUAUGGAGGUUAUUGAAGAAGAAGAGGCAGCUGAUAAGGAGAAUAAGUUGCAGGCACAGAAGCCAACGGGCAUUCCUGUACUAGGGGAGGCAGAGGAGGAAACUAGCCGCAAGAAAUCGGGGCUAUCCUUCCAAGCCCCGAUGGGGGUGCCCAAACCACGAGCCAGAAUGAAGCAGUUCAGGCUGGGUGAUGUGACUGUACCGCUGGAGCAACCAGUGGCCAAUAAGCUCAUCAAGGGGGCUGUCUCUAGGAUAAUUGCCACAGAGAAAAUGUCUCAGCAGGGAGGGGCAUCUCAGGCCCGGAUCAAGAUUCUUGUAGGACUUGUCAGCCAGUUUGGCGGGGAUCUCUUUCCAAUGCUGAAGGACCAUGUUCUAGAAGAUCUUCGUUCGCGUUCUGAGCUGGCCUUUGCCUGGCUGUAUCAAGAGUACAGCAGCUACCAGGGAUACAUGCCUCGCUACUUGGACCAAGAAAUCACCAUGAAUCGAUACGACAAGUUGCUGUGUGCCAUGCUGAUGGCACUGCUGGACAGACCGGACCAGAGAGAUGGAUUGUUCACACGCCUUAUAAUGGAAGCGCCAGUUAUUACUGAGAGAGCAGUCAAAGUCAUCCGGAAAUUCUGCGAAGAUGAGACCCAUUUCUUCACCGGUAUGCAUGCCCUGCGUGAGCUGAUCUUGAAGCGGCCAGCAAACAUCAAGCGCUACCUGCAGGAGCUUCUUGAACUCAGUUUUCAUGAACGGACAGAAGUCAGGUCGCAGGCCACCCAGUACGUCAAACGACUCUACGAGAGGCAAGACUUGAAAGAAACAAUCGAGGAUUUUGCUAGCACGUGUCUGCACUACCUGCUGAGUGAGCCGAAGGCUGCCCUCAUUAGUCGAACCUCGGAGGUGUCAGAAGGCAGCGAGGAGGGUGGUGAUUGGACGGAAGCCUCCAUCAAGCUGUGCCUGCAUCUAUACCUGGCCUUGUUACCUAGCAACCACAGCCUCAUACAUGAGCUUGCGACAGUUUAUGUAGCCACUGCUGCUCUCAUCAAAAGGACCGUUCUAAGAGUGCUUGAAGCGCCGGUGCGUGGGAUGGGCAUGUCUUCCCCUGAACUGCUGUUGCUGGUUGAGAACUGCCCAAAAGGAGCAGAAACACUAGUCACUAGAAUGCUACACAUAUUGACUGACAGGGCUCCGCCGUCGCAAGACCUUGUAAAGCGAGUGCGUGACCUGUACCUGAAACGUGUCUCUGAUGUACGCUUCUUGAUCCCCGUUCUGAUUGGAUUGGAAAAGAAAGAGGUGAUAGCGGCCCUGCCCAAACUGAUCAAGUUAAACCCCAUUGUAGUCAAGGAGGUGUUCCAUCGCCUGCUGAUGAGUCAUCAGGGGGACAACAGCGCCGGUCAGAGCCCGCUGACGCCGGCCGAGCUUCUGAUAGCACUGCACAACAUCGACACAUCCAAGUGUGACAUCAAAUCCAUCAUUAAAGCCACCAGCCUGUGUUUCAACGAGAAGACCAUCUACACCCAAGAGGUCCUGGCCGUAGUCAUGCAGCAGUUGAUGGAGCAAGGCACCGUGCCCACGCUGCUCAUGCGCACUGUCAUCCAGUCUCUGGGCAUGUAUCCUAGACUCAGCGGCUUUGUCAUGAACAUCCUGCAGCGGCUGAUCGUCAAACAGGUCUGGAAUCUGCCCAAGGUCUGGGAAGGAUUUGUCAAGUGCUGCGAGCGCACCAAGCCCCAGUCCUUCCAGGUUCUUCUGCAGCUUCCAGCCGACCAGCUCAAGAAUGUCUUUGAGAUGAGCCCAGAUUUGCGCACUCCGAUGCUGGCACACGUGCAGACCUUCACACCACAUCAGCAAUCACACAUUCCACCAGCCAUCAUGGCAGUCCUAGAAAAGGAUCCGCUGGCCGAGAAGAAGAAGAAGGAAGAGGAGGAACGAAAGAAACUUUCGGAAGAGCUGAGGAUCAAAAAGGAGGCGGAAGAAAAACAGAAGGAAGAAGAGCGACUACUCAAGGAAAAGCUGGCCGAGGAGCGGCGCAAGCAGGAGAAGCUGAAAAAGGAGGCCGCUGAGAAGGCCGCCAAGGAAAAGGCAGAAAAGUUGAAAGCCCAGCGGGAGGCAGAGGAAAAGAAGAGGAAAGAAGCUGAAGAAAAACUGGCCAGGGAGAGGCAGGAGAAGAUGAAAGCUGAGCAAGAGGCCAGUCUGAAGGCAGCCAGGGAGGCAGGGGAGAGAGUGGCCAGGGAAGCCAGAGAGAAAAGGGAGAAGAGAGAAGCAGCCAGGGAAGCCGGACUGAAAGCGGCACGAGAAGCCAUGGAGAAGAAAGAGGCCGAGGAGAAGGUCCGGAGACAAGAGGAGCAAAGAAAGGCAGCACUGGCUCGACAGGAGGAAGUGGAAAAGAAGAAAAGGGAGGAGGAGUUAAAAAAGCAGGAAGAGAUUAAGAAGAAAGAGGAAGAAGAUGAGAGGAGACAGAAGGAGGAAGAAAAGAAGAAACAAGAAGAGAGAACGAAACAGGAAGAGGAACAGAAAAAACAAGAAAUGGAGGCAGAGAGGAGACGACAAGAACAAAUUGAGGAGGAACAGAAAACACAAGAAACUGUGACAGUUAAGCGAGAGGCAAUUGAGACAGAGGAACCGGAGCCGGCAGUAGAAGAGAUGCUCCCAAAGAUUAAACUAGAGAAACUAGACGAGGAAACACCAGAAGCCACCAUUGGAGGCGAGAUGAAAAUUAAGGAUGAAAUUGAGGAUGAGACAGAGGAGGAAGCGACUGAGACGCCAUCUCAGGAGACCACGGAAGAAGAAAGCCAGUCCUCUGAUGCACUCGCCUCGGCUGAUACUGAGAGUGUAGAUACUGAGGAAGGGCUACACUCCGAGGAGAUGCAGUCACCUUCGGUAAGGGGGCGGGGAAGGGGAAGAGGACGAGGGCGUGGAAGGAGCCAAAAAGACUGCAACGCCAUCCCCCUCAGGUACGAGGAAGAGCACGAGGAAAAAGAACUAGUGGCAUUCCAGGACAGUUUCUUUGGCGGGUACUUUUAUAGCUCAUAAAGAUCUUUGUGGUUUUUGUAUUCUGUAGUUUAGGUUUCACUGUGAAUUCUAUAACAGCUGUGGGUGAGUGGUCUUGGAACUACACAUUCAUAUUACUCUUAUAAGGAUAAGAGGUAACAUGGACAGGACAAAAUGUCACACUUUGGACCCCAAUAUUAUUGAAUGACCCAGAUAUAAAUUAUAUUAGUUUCAUUUUCUUUAUGCACCUUUGCUCUACGAAGUGAAUAAAUGUAUGCAUAUUAUGUAUAGCCUUUGUUCAAGGAAAGUGGUUUUGAUGCUACUAUGUGCAUACAUGAGACAAGUUUAAAUAAAGAGCAUAGUCAUAAUGUAUUGAUGAAUCUUUCCACUUUCUGAAGUAAUGAUUAAUGCAGGGGGCAUUAGACACGAGUAUAAAUGGUGGUAUGCUGCCCUCGUUGGGUCAUGCGUGGCCCAGAUAAAUAUGGUGAUGGACCAUGAACAGAACGGUCGAGCCUUUGUCUGUAUAUUACACAUGUACAUUAUAACAACAUGAAACUUGUUCUGCAGAAUCAAGAAAUAAAAAAUCACACUUCUUAAAAA